AUGAUGCCGGAUUUUGCAGGAAUUUGGAAAAUGAAAAGCAGUGAGAAUUUUGAUGAACUUCUGAAAGCUCUCGGUGUGAACGCAAUGCUCAGGAAGGUAGCAGUGGCUGCUGCUUCAAAGCCGCAUGUAGAGAUCCGUCAGAAUGGAGACCGGUUUUAUAUUAAGACAUCUACCACAGUCAGAACCACAGAGAUCCAAUUCACUGUUGGAGAAGAAUUUGAUGAGGAGACUGUGGAUGGCAGAAAAUGCAAGAGUUUCCCUGUUUGGGAAAAAGAAAAUAAGAUUUACUGUAAGCAGACUCUGGUAGACGGAACAGGACCCAAGACUUACUGGACUCGAGAACUUGUAGGAGAUGAACUGAUACUGGUCUUCGGAGCGGAUGACGUAGUCUGUACAAGGAUAUAUGUGAGAGCUUGA
Messenger RNA from Bufo gargarizans (Asiatic toad), 417 nucleotides. It is a transcript of the gene CRABP1, whose product is annotated as cellular retinoic acid binding protein 1. The record is from RefSeq and is a predicted model, not a curated record. Gene Ontology annotation, biological process: fatty acid transport. Bases 1 to 417 code for a protein of 138 amino acids. Gene Ontology annotation, molecular function: fatty acid binding. The transcript is spliced from 4 exons. NCBI's taxonomy places the organism in Eukaryota, Metazoa, Chordata, Amphibia, Anura, Bufonidae. Gene Ontology annotation, cellular component: cytosol; nucleus.